Molecule: messenger RNA, 696 nt
Organism: Mycotypha africana
Lineage: Eukaryota; Fungi; Mucoromycota; Mucoromycetes; Mucorales; Mycotyphaceae
Product: N-terminal domain of NEFA-interacting nuclear protein NIP30-domain-containing protein
Exons: 2
Coding region: 1-696 (231 amino acids)
Cellular component (GO): nucleus
Source: RefSeq, a predicted model, not a curated record
AUGUCGUUGAAUUUCGUUACUGGUGCAAUUGUAGAAAACGACGAAGAGAAACAACUAAAAACAAAUAGCACAAAAAGUGAAGUUGUUCAAGAGGAGUAUGACCCACGCACUUUAUAUGAGCGCCUACAAGAGCAAAAAUUGUUGAAGGAAGAAAAAUUUGCAGAAGAGAGUCGUUUUGCUAACCAUAUCAAACGCAUCGAUGAAGACGAAGCUGAAUACUUUAAAAUUCUCGCUGAAGAGAAAGAAAAGAUAGAAAGUCAACGAAAGUUAAAAGAGCAGCUAGAAUUAGAAGAGUUUCGCCAAGCUCAAAAUUCCAUAAUGGUUCCUGCCCAGGCAAUUUUACCAGCAACUGUAGCGGCAACGCAUAUCAAUGAUAAAGGGAAGGCAGCGAAAAGUAGUCUUAAAGCGGCAACAGUAAAGAAAAGCACUUUAACAAAAGCAGGAGCAGUAAUCAUGAAGAAGAGAAAGCAAGAAGACGAUAGUGAAGGAUGCAGUCCAAGAAAGAACUCCUAUGAAGGAAAGCAGAACGAAACAGAUGGGUUGCCAUUGAAGAAAAAGAGCAAAACUGAAGUAACAACGAGUCCCAAAGAGGACAAGCGCAGUACAGAAGCAGUUAAGAAAAUAACGCCAGCAGGAUCGUUAUCACUGCUCGCGGCUUAUGAUGAUGGUAGUAGCAGCAGCAGUGAGAGUGAAUAA